Hyaena hyaena (striped hyena) is the source of this 1294-nucleotide messenger RNA. RefSeq names its product potassium calcium-activated channel subfamily M regulatory beta subunit 1 (gene KCNMB1). The record is from RefSeq and is a predicted model, not a curated record. Gene Ontology annotation, molecular function: potassium channel regulator activity; calcium-activated potassium channel activity. Bases 99 to 674 code for a protein of 191 amino acids. Gene Ontology annotation, cellular component: voltage-gated potassium channel complex; membrane. Gene Ontology annotation, biological process: potassium ion transport; detection of calcium ion. The transcript is spliced from 4 exons. Lineage: Eukaryota; Metazoa; Chordata; Mammalia; Carnivora; Hyaenidae.
GCCUCUUUUGGGGUGGGGGCAGGGGGCCAGGCGAGAAGUGUCUGCCUGCUGAAGACUCCAGGGCACGGGAGACUAAAUGAUCACUGCCUGCGGUGGACAUGGGGAAGAAGCUGGUGAUGGCCCAGAAGCGGGGAGAGACUCGAGCCCUUUGCCUGGGUGUGGCCAUGGUGGUGUGCGCUGUCAUUGCCUACUAUAUCCUGGGCACGACCAUGCUGCCCCUCUACCAGAAGAGUGUGUGGACCCAGGAAUCCACGUGCCACCUGAUUGAAACCAACAUCAGGGACCAGGAGGAGCUGGAGGGCAAAAAGGUGCCACAGUACCCAUGCCUGUGGGUCAAUGUGUCAGCUGUGGGCCGGUGGGCCAUGCUGUACCACACGGAGGACACUCGCGACCAGAACCAGCAGUGCUCCUACAUCCCAGGCAGCCUGGAAAACUACCAGGUAGCCCGGGCCGACGUGGAGAAGGUCAGAACCAACUUCCACAAGCACCGGAUUUUCUACUGCUUCUCAACGACUCGGGAGAAUGAGACCACUGUCCUGUACAGGCGCCUCUACGGGCCCCAGACCCUCCUCUUCUCUCUCUUCUGGCCCACCUUCCUGCUUACCGGUGGCCUCCUCAUUAUUGCCAUGGUGAAGAUCAACCAGUCCCUUUCCAUCCUGGCGGCUCAGAGGUAGACCACAGCCAGGUCACAGGGGACUGGGUUGGCCCCCAGGCCUCUCUCUACUUAUGUAUCCGUGUCUCCUUCCCCUGUCUUCUCACUGUUCUGCUCCUAUCCAUCCCAGUUCUGCUGUGGGUGGGCCUUGGGAGAUUCCUUUGUUAAGUCAUUCCCCAUCAGGAAUAUAUAACAGCUUCCUGGGUGCUUCAGAGAGCUCCAGGCCAGCUGGUAACAGCUUCUCAUUACCUGUCCCCACCCAGCUGACUUAAACCCAUUUUCUACUGCACCGCUGACCCUGACCACAGACAGCAAUGAUGCUUAUCUCUGUGCCUAUGUUCUCUCAGUUGGCUCAAAAGCCAACCUUUGCCAUCCCUGACAAACCUCUGUUCCCUCUUUGAAUUCCAUAAUAAAAACAAUGGCAGCUCCCACGUAUGCAGAACAUUUAGAAUAUUGCUUUUAGGCCACUAAAUGCUAUAUGCAUUUUUAUUCCAAUAUUAACACACAUAGGCACAAAUUUCUAGUUGUAAACUACUUAAGUCACGGGAUGUAAUGUAUAGCAUGGUGACCAUAGUUAAAAAUUCUGUAUUACAUAUUGGAAAGUUGCUAAGAGAGUAAAUCUUAAAAGUUCUCAUCAUAAGA